Molecule: messenger RNA, 2414 nt
Organism: Eruca vesicaria subsp. sativa (arugula)
Lineage: Eukaryota; Viridiplantae; Streptophyta; Magnoliopsida; Brassicales; Brassicaceae
Source: the annotation of a GenBank genome assembly
AAGUCUCUCAAAAAAGCUUUCUUUAUUCUCCCAUCUGUAUAGUGUUCCAGAGAGACUCUCCAAGCUUCCUUCCUUUCACAUCACAUGGCAUCGUCUCAAACACUAAACUGUUAGCUACACAACUGAGAUCGAGAUUGACAGAGAGAGCAAAUCGAUAAGUAAAGCUGGCGACUUUCAGCCCACGUCGAGCAAUGGCGGAGCUGCGGCACUCGAGCUCCGCCGGGAGCCGAUCUUCCUCCUCUCCUUUACGCGUCGGAGACGAGGACUCUUCCUCUCCUCACGUACACGAUCACUCACCCAACGGCGGAGGAGGAGGAGACGACGAAGACGGACGACCACGUCACCGUCCGAUCUGGUCAGUAUCGGGGCUCCACUCUCUGUUCCCUUUCCUCGGCGACGAUCUUAGGGUUUCUCCUCAGAAGAAUAAGAUUUCGCUGCUUUUGAUAUUGGUUGUGGCCGUCGUGAGCUUGAUCUCUGUUUAUGGGAUUGUUAAUCACUUGAAUGCGCCGUAUUUGUGUAAGAAAGAUGGGAUUGUGCUGAACUGUCCUCAUGUUAAAGAGUCACCUUCUCCCUGGGAGAAUCCUUUGUCUGCAACUACUUCUUGGAAGCCUUGUGCUGAGCGGCGGAUUGGUGGAGUCUCAGAUCUUCGUCCUGAGAAUGAAACAAAUGGAUACGUUUUCAUUCAUGCUGAAGGUGGUUUGAAUCAGCAACGAAUAGCUAUCUGUAACGCAGUAGCUGUUGCUAAGAUUAUGAAUGCAACUCUGAUUCUACCAGUACUGAAGCAGGAUCAAAUUUGGAAAGACCAAACGAAAUUUGAAGACAUUUUUGAUGUAGAUCAUUUCAUUGAUUACUUGAAGGAUGAUGUCCGAAUCGUUAGAGAUAUACCUGACUGGUUCACUGAUAAAGCAGAGUUAUUCUCUAGUAUAAGAAGAACAGUCAAAAACAUCCCCAAAUAUGCAGCAGCCCAGUUCUAUAUAGACAAUGUUUUGCCACGGAUAAAGGAGAAGAAAAUAAUGGCCUUGAAGCCUUUUGUAGAUCGACUUGGGUAUGACAAUGUACCUCAAGAAAUCAACAGGUUACGAUGCCGUGUAAACUAUCAUGCCCUCAAGUUUCUCCCAGAGAUAGAGCAGAUGGCGGAUUCACUUGUUUCAAGAAUGAGAAACCGCACUGGAAAUCCAAAUCCCUAUAUGGCUCUUCAUCUUAGAUUUGAGAAAGGAAUGGUUGGUUUAUCCUUUUGUGAUUUUGUGGGAACAAGAGAAGAGAAAGCUAGAAUGGCAGAAUACAGACAAAAGGAAUGGCCUCGGCGCUUCAAGAAUGGUUCUCAUCUCUGGCAGCUCGCCUUGCAGAAGCGCAAAGAAGGUAGAUGCCCCCUUGAGCCAGGGGAAGUUGCUGUGAUCCUACGUGCAAUGGGCUAUCCAAAAGAAACACAAAUCUAUGUAGCAUCUGGUCAAGUCUAUGGAGGCCAAAACCGCAUGGCUCCACUAAGAAACAUGUUCCCAAAUUUGGUAACAAAGGAGGAUUUAGCAGGCAAGGAGGAACUAGCAAGCUUUAGAAAGCACGUAACAAGCUUAGCUGCUCUAGAUUUCUUGGUUUGUUUGAAGUCAGAUGUGUUUGUGAUGACACACGGUGGAAACUUUGCGAAACUGAUCAUUGGAGCAAGGAGAUAUAUGGGUCAUCGCCAGAAAUCAAUAAAACCGGAUAAAGGGUUGAUGUCGAAAUCAUUUGGGGAUCCUUACAUGGGAUGGGCAACGUUUGUGGAAGACGUAGUUGUAACCCAUCAGACAAGAACCGGUUUGCCUGAAGAAACUUUUCCUAACUACGAUCUUUGGGAAAAUCCUCUCACUCCAUGUAUGUGUAAGGCUUGAUGAGUUUAGCAUCAUGAGCUGGAGAGAUGAGUUUGGUCUGGAUUUUGUCUGAGGAGAAAGAGACUAGAGAUUUGGUAGUUUGUUUUCUUCCUUUUCCCUUAAUUUUUAACCCUUUAAAGCCGUAUCUUUGUAAUCAUUUUGAUAUUAUGUAAAGUUGCUAGUGAAGAAAAAAAAAGUUACAAAGAUACUUUGAGCUUUGAGGCAUGUUUAAACGUUUGUUUGAAACUUCUAUUUGAGAUAUACAGAUAUGAAAGAAGAUGUCUUUGCAGAGGAACAAGAGAACACAUCGGACUCCCUCCCAAAUGUAGACUUGAACCAAGGAACUGAACAACACUAGUUGGAAGACCCACGAAAUCUCUUUCUUUCUUCAACUUUCCCUUGAGAUUGUUACUAAUCUUCUGCAACUGAAACUAGCUCUAAUGGUGUUCGUUCUCCAUUGUAGCCAACAAAAGAUUGAGUAUCGAUCCAAGCUGAAUCUCAUGUCUUCUUGCUUUGUUUGUUCUCCUUUGUAGCCAUGCAUGACUAUAUAUCAGAUCGACAUACUUUCUU